UGACAUGCACUACCUAUUAUUUAUUAUUUUCUGUCUAAUAUACUUGGCAAUUACUUAUCAAUUUUCUGGUGUAUACUGAAUCUAAAAUCGAACUGUCGUCUUGGAAAACUAAAUGUCGUGUUUUUGUCUUAAACAUUACUAUCUUUAAUAUAUUUCAGACCAUAUUGUGUCGUAACCUUUUUCAUGUUGUAUGUAUAGUGCAUGGUGAACAAUGGCUAAAACCAAAGUCACAGGAGCGACUAGUAGAUUGAAGCAGGAUUACCUCAGACUGAAAAAUGAUCCUGUUCCAUACGUGACCGCAGAGCCUGUGCCCUCGAAUAUCCUUGAAUGGCAUUACGUUGUCAAAGGUCCAGAGAAAAGUCCUUACGAAGGAGGUUAUUACCAUGGAAAAAUUAUGUUUCCGAGGGAAUUCCCUUUCAAGCCGCCGUCUAUUUACAUGAUUACGCCAAACGGAAGAUUCAAAACAAACACAAGACUGUGCUUAAGCAUAACCGAUUUUCAUCCUGACACAUGGAAUCCAGCCUGGUCCAUUUCCACUAUAUUGACGGGUUUAUUGAGCUUUAUGCUGGAAAAGACACCAACAUUGGGCUCUAUAGAGACUUCAGAUUACCAAAAACGAUGUCUGGCAGCUGAAUCACUGGAGAUUAAUUUGAAGAAUAAGAUGUUUUGCGAGCUAUUUCCAGAGUAUGUGGAAGAGAUAGAUCACCUGUUGAAACAGAGACAAGAGGCUAUGCUCCAAUCUGAUAACACCAAUAUGACAAGUGGCGAAAGUGAUGUGACUACAGAACAACAAUCCAGCAUGUAUUAUAUUAUAACUAAUUUGUUUGUGUUAGUUGGCUUUGUUUUUUUGGCAUAUAUGGUCAAAUAUGUUUUAGUUUCGAUAUCUAAUGAUUAGUGGUACCUUAUUUGUAAAUGUACAUAUUGUAAUUUAUUUUGUAAAUAUAUAUUCCAUUAGAAGCAAAUAAUUUUAAUUUGUUGUGGUAAAUGGUUGCAACUCAGUACCAACAAGAUGGUAAUUCCUUUACAUUUCUUAAAAUAUUUACAAUAAAUGAAUACAGUGCUAUAUAAUAUUUAUAUUGUGUUUUUUUACUUAUUUGAUACACAUUCUCAGUUUGAAAUUGUAACUAAAGCAAUAUUAGAUGUGCAUAUGCAAUAAAUAUGUGUGGUAUAGUAUAUAAACUUUCUAUUGUAUAUACUUUUACUUUCACAGCUAUUUACUUUAGUUUGUAAACACUGAGGCUGGCAAUCUCUGCUGCUUUAUGUAAGUAGUGGUGUAUAGCUUGUGAUUGUUAUAGAUAUCACCUGUAAUUGCAAAUGUUAAUAAAAAGAUUUUCAAUGAACUGUAAUUGUGUAUGUAUACUGUGACACAAUUUGGCUGUUCAAUAUUGUUCUGAGAUGCAACGUUACCAAAAUUUAAACACAAAUUGCACAUAGUGUGGGAUAGUCGAUCUUGUUUCCUAUACCUUAUCUCUCAUGAAAUUGCAGAUAUAGUACUUGCAUAAAUACAAGUUCAUUAUUGAAUAAAUCUAUAUAUUGUAUGAAAGCCAUUGUAUUUUUUAUAGUAAUAGCAUAGCUAUAAUGAUGAUAAGUAAGUAGUUAUAUCUAUUUAGAUAUUUUAAAACAAGCUAAUGCUUAAACUGUAAGUUGACAUGUUAUGUGCAGUAUUUAUCUGUCAGUUUUUAUUAUAUCUGAACAAACAAAAUAAAAAAAAAACUAAAUUAUAAGGUACAGUGGCUGCACCUAUUGAAAAUAGUAUAAGGUAUAAAAAUCCACAUAAAAUUAUAAACAUAAUCAAUACUACUUACUUCAUGCAUUGCUAAUACUGAGGAUUAGUUGUUAUACUAGUAAGAAUUAUAUUGGCUAACUAAAUUUCAAUAACUGGGGAUUAUAUUCAUGCACAAAUAAAAUUAUAUAAUAAUGCUGUAAGAAAUAAAAUAAAUAAUAUAGAAAUAAGUAAUGUUAAAGCACACAUUAAUGAUUAAAAUAAUUUUUGCAUCACAGCAGUAGGCAUGUUGCUUUGUCUAAGUAAGAAUUAGCUUUGAAAAAUAUUAAUCUUAUUAAAAUCCAAAGUAUUUAUAUUCUGUAUUAUAAUUAUUGCAUUUAUACUAUCAUUAAUAAAAUACUUUAUCUCUUGUUAUAUUUAUAACACCUAUGUAAUGAAUUAUAAUUUACUAUGAUUAUAGUCAUCUUCGCAACUUACUGCAAUUUUCAAAGUAUCAUUUUCAUAUAAUAUGAUAAUAAAGUUGUGUCUUUAUUACAUUAACUGAUCCAUCUUUUUUCUUAGGACUGCAGGUAUAUAUUAACAAAAUGUUUUAGUUAUGAAUAUUCUGCACAUACUAAUGUAAGAAAUACCAAAAGGAUUUCUGUUUAUUUG
Achroia grisella is the source of this 2374-nucleotide messenger RNA. RefSeq names its product ubiquitin-conjugating enzyme E2 J2-like. Lineage: Eukaryota; Metazoa; Arthropoda; Insecta; Lepidoptera; Pyralidae. The record is from RefSeq and is a predicted model, not a curated record. The transcript has a single exon. The coding region runs from base 212 to 895 and encodes 227 amino acids.